Xenopus laevis (African clawed frog) is the source of this 2291-nucleotide messenger RNA. It is a transcript of the gene n4bp3.S, whose product is annotated as NEDD4 binding protein 3 S homeolog. The record is from RefSeq and is a predicted model, not a curated record. The transcript has 5 exons. Gene Ontology annotation, cellular component: axon; dendrite; cytoplasmic vesicle. Lineage: Eukaryota; Metazoa; Chordata; Amphibia; Anura; Pipidae. The coding region runs from base 249 to 1970 and encodes 573 amino acids.
UGUGUGAGUAACUUGACUCCAGGCCGGGACUUCCCAUUGGCUGUGAGUGAGGCAGGAGGUUGGAGCGGAGAGUUUCAUUCCUGCACUGAGCAGCAAGAGGAGCGGUUGUUGGAAUGGGUGGGAGAGACAAGUGUAAGGACAGCUUUCUGUGCCUGCCACUCACCUUCAUGUGAAGUCGCAUCCGAUCCUGCAGCGAGUGAAGCCCAAGUAACUUUACAAUGAUCUGCCAGGACCUGUGCUAGAUAUCCAUGGCAGCUGCUCAGACCUUCAGUGCGAACUGUGACCCUGUAAAUUUCCAUAAUCUUCAGUCUUACCCCUCUGAGUCUGUGACAUACAGUUGUAAAAUGGGAAAUGUAAGCAGCCUGAUGGAGAAGCAGGACUUCCCAAACGAAGGUUUUAACUUGGACUUUAGGCCAUUUCCUGAGCCCAGUUGCAAGAGGGGACUGCACCAGAAGGAGUUUCUGAGCUACUUGAACAUCACAAAGAAAGAAGGUAAAAAUAACAAAAAGUUCCCCUCUGGCCUGGGAUUCAGAAGAGAACAUAGCUUACAAGCAGAGGAGAAUGACUACCCUGUAUUCUAUCACAAAGAUCACCGGGGAACAGAGUUUAGCAAGUCAUCCCUCCCGGAGAGAGGCCACUCGGAUAAGUCUCGCUUUGGACCUUCUGCCUUGAAGUCAAAUGUAAAGGCCUUCAUGUCUAUUCAGAGCUUGCAUCAGUCUACCAACAAACUAUCCAAAAGCAAUGGCAGUCUGAACACACUGGGUUGCGUGGGCAGUCCGCCCUGCCGUGGUCCCUUACAGCCAAGCAAUAGUCACUCAAAUAAUCCGAGUGAAAGUGGAAAUGAUGAAGACGAUGACAGUCUGUCUGAUUCAAAACAAAACUCCAUCAAUAGUUUAAACUCUUACAGCCCCAGCUUCACUGUAGCAAGGGGACAAAUCAGUGCUUCCUUGGGACAUAUAAAUCACAUUGGAGGGUCGCUGGACCGUGCUUCACGAGGGCUCCGAGACACCAUGGCUGGUGAGAAAGGUACUCUCUCGUGCAGAAACAUGGCCACUCUGAGCCGUCUGCAGUGUUCAGGGGAGCCACCACCACCAUAUGAGUAUUCUGAAUCAGUAGAAGAUGUAGCGCGCCAACUGGAGAAGAGACUUCAAGAGAAAGGGAUGGAAGCGCAGCAGCUGAGGAGGAACGCAAGCGACAAUGACGAUCCUUUCACUCAGGUGUUUGAAGACAAGCGUCGGCUUUGGAUGGAAGAGCUGGAUGAGCUGAAACAGAUGUACAUGUCUAAGUUGCAACAGAUUUCCCAGCAGGCUCUACGCAGCCAAAGAGCCCUACAAUUGCAAUUAUACAAAGUGCAGCAGGAAAAGAAGCGUCUUCAGGAGGAGCUCAACUCCCUACAGGGCGAGAAUGAGGAGCUGAGACAAAAACAAUCCCAGUCAGAUAAUUCUGGCCCAAACUUAGAGGACUCAAAGUGGGAGAUUUCUCAGAAAGCUGGAGAGAUUUCUUUCCUUAAGCAACAGCUGAGAGACUCACAAGCAGAGAUCAAUCUUAAGCUUGGGGAAGUGGUCAGUCUGAAGGUUCAGCUUCGGGAGGCAAAAGCCCUAGUGAAGGAAAAAGAAAAGGAAUCUGCAGAACUCUCAGAUUGCCUCCAGGCUUUAGAAGAUGUCAAAAGUCAAACUCCAGUAGAUUUGCCAAGGGAUAGCUCAGACACUAUAGACGUAGAGCGCCUACGGGCAGAGCUAAUGCUUGAAAGGCGUCAGAAUGAAGCCCAGAUAUUAAUUUUUGAGACUGAACGAAAAGUCUGGAAGGAGGAAAAGGAUAAAGUGCUGAGGUACCAAAAGGAGAUACAAUCUAGUUACCUGGAGAUGUAUCAACGCAAUCAGGCUCUUGAGAGGCAGGUCCUAGAAUUAAGGCAGGGUGUGGGACAGUCUCUGAGUUCCCCUGCCAGCUGGAUGGAUACAGUGGAAACCUGAACAUGGAACUCCCAAAAAUGUUUCUCUAUCAUGGCAGAACUGCUAUUUGCAGGAGAUGAGACUCUGAUAUCCUCACACACAGAUAGUCAUGUUAAAACGUUGUGGUGGUGUAAUGUGGUAUCACUAGCAGUGAUAGGUGUGACCAUCACGUAAAUUCUGAAAUACACUUUCACUUGGUUCCCACAAAAUGUGUUGCCAAUUAACAAAAGAUCAGAGCUAGGAAUACCACUCCAAUAGGCCGAGUUGAAGAGAGAAUCAUGUUCUGUUACACCCAUGGAAUCAGCUUGUAAACAAAUUAAAUAUAUAUUAUUUUCACUGUAA